Triticum turgidum subsp. durum (durum wheat) is the source of this 342-nucleotide messenger RNA. NCBI's taxonomy places the organism in Eukaryota, Viridiplantae, Streptophyta, Magnoliopsida, Poales, Poaceae. The record is from the annotation of a GenBank genome assembly.
AUGUCCUUCGCCGGCGCAUCCUUCGUUGCUGGCGGUAGGCUGCUACAGCCACCCGCGCAGUCGGCCAUGAUCUACUCCGGCACGGCCAGCAGCGGCAGCUGGUGGUAUCACCUGCUUGUGGUCGAAGGCUACUCCCGCGUCAAAGAACUGCCCGAUGGAAGGAGAAUCAGAGGUCGCACCUUCCGAGCUGGAGGUUACCGAUGGGCUCUGAAAUUCUAUCCCAAUGGUGAUGGCAUCGAUGCUGCCGGUUUCAUGUCCGUUUGUCUCAUCCUUGAUCAGGAUGUUGCACGAUCUGUGAAGGUGCAUACUCAGUUUAGUUUCAUUGAUCAGGUUGACAAGUAA